AUGAUUACAGACCAUGAAUACGAUUUUGUUAUUCUGGGGACAGGACUGGUAGAGUGUGCAGUCGGAUGCAUUUUAGCUGGAAAAAACAAAAAGGUUAUUCUAAUAGACAGAAACCCGAUGUAUGGAUCUGACUUUGCAACGCUAAGGUAUACAGAGUUAGAGACAUAUUUUCGAAACUUAAAUACCAUUCCAGAGCUGAAGACCUACGAUUCUGAGUUUUCGAUAGAUCUGACACCGAAGUUGUUUCUUGCAGAUAGCAAAAUGCUGAAGAUGCUAGUCAGAUAUGGAAUUGAUGAGUAUUUGGAGUUUUGCAGAAUUCCUGGAUCCUUUCUUUGGAAGAAGAAAUUGUAUUCUGUUCCAACGAAUGAAGCUCAGUCGAUGACAACUGGAUUGAUAGGGAUAUGGCAGAAGCCAAAGGUCAUGAGAUUCUUCUGGAAUGUUCGGGACUAUGCAAGGGCUGCAAUGAAGGGAAAGCCAUACAAGUUUAAAAACACUAUGAGAGAAGAAUUCAAAGAAUAUGGACUUACAGAAGAGUCGAUGGAGCUCAUAGGCCACGGGAUAGCUUUGAAUCUUGACGAUUCUUAUUUGGACAGGGAUCCAAGAGAGACGUUUGACAAGAUUGUAACAUAUGUAAGAUCGAUUAUAUGCUACGAGAAUUCAAUGGAGUCGCCCUAUUUAUACCCAAGAUAUGGGCUUUCUGAGAUUGCACAGGGAUUUGCCCGAAGCUGCUGCACAAAAGGAGGAGAAAUAAUGAUAAAUGCGGAGAUACUGGAAAUUAAUGAAGAAAAUAUGGAGAUCCAUGUUCAAGAGCCUGUUAACAAAAAAGUUCUGAAAAUAAAAGCAGGAAAGAUAAUUUCCGAUCAAUCUUACUUCCAGAAGAGUGUGGUUUUGUAUGAGAUUAUAAGAGGAAUAUGCGUGAUACGAGGAGAUGCCGCUUGCGUAACAAGAGGAGCUUCUUCAGCACAAAUAAUUUUCUUGAAAGGAGAGUUAGGAAGAAAGAAUGACAUUUUUGUUGUUAUAUUGGGACCUGAAGAGAAGUCCACACCCGAAGGAUACAAGGUGGCGAUUAUAAGCACUGUGAAAGAAACUGAUGAUCCUGAGGGAGAAAUAAGAGUUGUUCUGGAGAAGCUGGGGGAUAUUGUCAGAUACUUUGUUGAUGUAAAGCCUGUAUACCGAGCAGAAGAUAUGGAGAAUAUAAUCUUUACAAAAGGGGUAGAUGAAUCCCCGCACUUUGAAGAUGUUUAUGAAGAGAUAGAAAGAAUAUGCAAAAAGCUAAAUGUUUGUGACUAA
Messenger RNA from Encephalitozoon romaleae SJ-2008, 1290 nucleotides. RefSeq names its product RAB protein geranylgeranyltransferase component A. Gene Ontology annotation, cellular component: cytoplasm. Gene Ontology annotation, biological process: small GTPase-mediated signal transduction; protein transport; vesicle-mediated transport. NCBI's taxonomy places the organism in Eukaryota, Fungi, Microsporidia, Unikaryonidae. Gene Ontology annotation, molecular function: Rab GDP-dissociation inhibitor activity. The record is from RefSeq and is a predicted model, not a curated record. The transcript has a single exon. The coding region runs from base 1 to 1290 and encodes 429 amino acids.